AGUAGCAGCAGCAGCAGCAGCUCGUCAUGUGAAUGUUGUUGAGGCGGCUCGGGGAUGAACUGCAGUCAUGGGCUGUUGCUGGAUGCUUCUGCUCGGAGGAUCUUAUGAACCUCCGAUUAUUUAUGAUGUUUUACCGUCACGAAUGGAGAAAUUUCCCAGAAAUGAAGGAUUGUUUUUUGUCAACUUUGGCUAUUUCUGAUUCGCGCCUCCCUUCAACAGCACUUUCAUCAGCGACUUCACUUCACUUCACAUGCUAACUGAAGCUAACUCAAAUCAGCGCCAGAUUCCCCGGACUCUGCAAGAGAUUCAUGAUGUCAUUAUUUAUUUUAUUUCAUUUCACUUUUAUAUUUUACUUCAUUUUAUCGACACACGUGAAUAUAUGAAGUUUUUAUAUCCCGAAAUCAGAGAGUUUAAUAUGAAUUCCUCAGUGGAUUUAUCGCUGAAGAAAGCGCUGAAAACUCCUCCGACACGACGAACUGCUGAGGACCUAAACACCAUCUACACUCAUCUGUUUCACAUGGAUGUGCUGUGUCACCUCAGAGAACAUCAGCUCAGGUCCAUGUGCAUGACAGCCAGGUACGAGCGCUAUGAGGCUAACCAUGUUCUCUUCUAUGCUGACAGCAUCUCCACGUGCUGGUUUGUCCUGCUUUCGGGCUCAGUGCUGGUCAAGGAGCACAUGUAUCUGGCGCGAUGCUGUUUCGGGACGCAGCGUGGAGGAAGACGAGGCUGUGAAUGCAUCACUUUAGAGCCGUCUGAGAUGAUUGUGCUUCCUGGUGACCUCAGCAAGAUGCACCUGACAGACCACGCCCACCAGCAGAUGCACAUGCCUCCCAGCCAAUCAGGAUGCAGCAUCGCCAGUGACUCGGGGAGCAGCAGCCUAUCAGACAUCUACCAGGCCACCGAGAGCGAGAUGGGUGACGUGGAUCUGUCCGGCCUCCCCGAAGCUCCUGUGGACUCUGAGGAAGAGGAGGAGGAUGAAGAUAUCGAGCGCUCCUCGGAGGCUCUUCUGGGCAGAGAUCUAGUGCGAGAGUGUCUAGAGAAGGAUGCGGUGGAUCGGACCGAUGACGACAUCGAGCAGCUCCUGGAGUUCAUGCACCAGCUGCCGGCAUUCGCUAACAUGACCAUGUCCGUCAGGAGGGAGCUGUGUCGGGUCAUGAUGUUCGAGGUGGUGGAACAGGAAGGCACCAUCAUUCUUCAGGACAAACAGGAGCUGGACCUGUGGUACGUGAUCCUGAAUGGUGCUGUAGAGAUCAGCUAUGGAGACGGCCGAACAGAGAUCCUGUGCAUGGGCAACAGCUUCGGAAUCUCACCAUCUCUAGACAGACAGUUCAUGAACGGGGUUGUGUGCACUAAAGGAGAUGACUGCCAGUUUGUGUGCAUCGCACAAGAGGACUACUGCCGCAUCCUCAACCAUGUGGAGAAGAACACACACAAGGUGGAGGAGGAGGGCGAGAUCGUCAUGGUGAAGGAGCACAGAGAGCUGGACCGCAGCGGCACCAGGAAGGGCCACAUCGUCAUUAAGGGCACUCCUGAGCGUCUGAUCAUGCACCUGGUGGAGGAGCCGUCAGUGGUGGAUCCCACUUACAUUGAGGACUUCCUCCUGACGUACCGCACAUUCCUGUCCAGCCCCAUGGAAGUGGGCAAGAAACUUCUGGAAUGGUUCAAAGUGGACAGUCUCAGAGAGACGGUGACGAGAAUCGUGUUGUUGUGGGUAAACAAUCAUUUCAACGACUUUGAAGGCGAUCCGGUCAUGACUCAGUUCCUGGAGGACUUUGAGAAGUUGCUGGACUCCUCGAAAAUGAAGGGUCAUCUGCGUCUGCUGAACAUCGCGUGUGCUGCUAAAGCCAAGUGUCGUCAGAUCACGCUGCAGAAGCCAUCCAGAGAGUCUCCGCUGUUCUUCACGGUUCAGGGCGGCAGUGAGCGCAGCUUCGGCAUUUUCGUGGAGACUGUGGAGGAGGCCAGUAAAGCUGCAGAAGCAGGGCUCAAGCGUGGAGAUCAGAUCAUGGAGAUCAAUGGGCAGAACUUUGAGAACAUCUCGUACUCCAAAGCCAUGGAUAUCUUGAAGAACAACACACACCUCUCUCUUACUGUGAAGACCAACAUCUUCGUUUUCAAAGAGCUUCAGAGCCGCGUGAGGAACGAGAAGAAGAACGGUGGUCCUCACAUCCCUAAGAUUCAGGAGAGGAAGAGCAACCGCUUCUCCAUCCCGGAUCUGCCCGGUGACUUGGAGUUUCCCUCGGACAGCAAGAGCCGCAAGAAGAUGAAGGCCAACACAGUGUCUGGAGGACGCAACAAGAUCCGUAAGAUGUUGGAGAAGACCAGAUUCAGCAUCCUGCCUCCAAAGCCCUUCAGUGACGGUGGCAUGUCUCAGUCUCAGGACGACAGUAUCGUGGGCACUAAGCAGUGCCGGCACAGUGUGGCCAUAAUGCCCAUCCCGGGCAGCCUGUCAUCCAGCAGUCCUGACCUGCUUCAGCCCGCCGCCAGCGCUCUGGACUUUUCCAACCCUUCAGUGGCUGGUUUCUACUACAUUCCAGAUCAGGUGAUCCGCGUGUUCAAGGCCGACCAGCAGAGCUGCUAUAUCAUCAUCAGUAAAGACACCACAGCCAAAGAUGUCGUCUCGCAUGUGGUCAGCGAGUUCGGCCUAAUCGCCGCUCCAGAGACCUACUCGCUGUGUGAGGUUUCCGUUAGUCCUGAAGGAGUCAUCAAACAGCGCCGACUGCCCGACCAGCUCUCAAAACUAGCGGACCGCAUCCAGCUCAAUGGCAGGUACUACCUGAAGAACAACAUGGAGACAGAGACGCUUUGCUCUGAUGAAGACGCUCAGGAGCUCUUGAGGGAGAGUCAGAUCAGUCUCCUGCAGCUUAGCACAGUGGAGGUGGCUGCGCAGCUCUCCAUGAGAGACUUUGGCCUGUUCCGUAACAUCGAGUCCACCGAGUAUGUGGAUGACCUGUUUAAGCGGGACCCCGGCGGUGGAGGCAGCAGCCACCUGAAGCAGUUUGAGGAGGUCAUCAACCAGGAGACCUUCUGGGUGGCCACUGAGCUUUUGCGCGAGCCCAACGCACUCAAACGCAUGAAGACCAUCAAGCACUUUAUCAAGAUCGCCCUGCACUGCCGCGAGUGCAAGAACUUCAACUCCAUGUUUGCCAUCAUUAGAGAUAUUUUAAGUAACGAUUCGAGUGUUGACGGCCUGGUGAAUUUCGAAAAGUUACGAAUGAUCGCCAAGGAGAUACGAAAUGUGGUGCGCAUGACGUCAGCCAACAUGGACCCAGCGCUCAUGUUCAGACAGAGGAAGAAGAGGUGGAAGAGUUUAGGGUCUCUGAGUCAGGGCAGCACCAACUCGAACCUGCUGGACGUUCAGGGCAGUCACAAGAAGCGCGUGCGGCGCAGCUCUCUGCUCAACGCCAAGAAGCUGUACGAGGACGCACAGAUGGCACGUAAGGUGAAGCAGUACCUGGCACACCUGGAGGUGGAGACGGACGAGGAGAAGUUCCAGAUCAUGUCGCUGCAGUGUGAAGCGGCCUACAGCACACUGUCUAAGAACCUGAGCGAGCGGCGGUCCACUAAAUCAGACAUGUCCCCGGUGUCCGUGCGCUCCGGUGUGUCUUCAGCCAAGCCUCAGAACCGCGUCUCCCAGGUGCUGCAGGUGCCUCCCGUCAGCCUGUACCCUCUGCGCAAGAAGAGCAUCGCCAAAGACCUGUCCGCAUCCUUCGGUCCCAACUCACCUCAGAUGCUGAAGAAAGCAGCUGGUGCGGCCGAAGACACGGCCACCGUCUCGUGUCUGCACUCCAGUCCUACCGUCUCCCCACAGGGAUCUCCUCGCAAAGUGGGCGGAGCUCCCAGACAGAACUGCGGUCAGCUGAACCUGUCGGGUUCGUCCUCGUCUCUAGCCAGUGAGGUCGGCGUCAGGACCACAGGCGGACGCUCGUAUGGCAUAGGUUACGCACUCUUGCCCGCCGUCAGGUCCGACCUGUCUGACUCCAGCGAGAUCUCCUCGCGCUCCAGCAUCGUCAGUAACGGCUCCGUGGACUCCAUGCCCACAGCGCCCACCGUCAGCGUCCCGUCAGAGACGCCCGCAAACACUCCAGCCAACUGCAGUCAGCCCGGCACGAGUUCAUCUUCAGCUCAACACCUUGUCGUGAGGGAGACCAGCUUCACGUUCUCCAGCAGUGCGGAGGAGCUGACGGUUCCCGAGCAAACCUCCAUCUCUGAGCUGGCCGACAGCGGCCGCGGGAGCUGGACCUCCUGCUCUAGUAACUCCCACGACAACCUCCAGACUCUUUCAGGCCAGCGAGCUCUGGACCUGCUCAACCAUCGCCACACGCCCAUGGGCGGCCCGAUCGCCGAGGUGGAGAUCGGCCCGGGUUUGCCAGAGGACAGCUGCUCCAGAGACGGAUCUGAGCUCAGUCAGUCCAGACAGAGCUGGACGUCCUCCAGUUCCCUGUCGGACACCUACGAGGGCAGCUACGGCACCAUCAAACGCAAGACGCAAGAUCAGCAAAGCACAGACGCUUCGUACAAGACGAUCACGUCCAGCACGGAGAAGGGACUCAUAGUGUACUGUGUAACGUCACCCUGCAAAGAUGAUAGGCUCAAAGCGCCGCCCCCGACUCCGCCGGGCUACCAGGGCCUGACGCUGGGCGACGCGCAGGACAGAGGAGCCUCGCGGCCGACCCACGUAAAGCCGCCCGAGUAUAGCGUGGCCUUGCAGAGGUGCAAGCUGCGACACAGUCUCGCCGAGCCCAACCUGUCCAGACCACCCAGUGUUACUCUCCAUUCUCACGCUGAUAGUGAGGAGGAUGAGCAGGUUUCUGCUGUUUGACCGGACGUCGGCGCUUCACGGACACUCAUGCUUUACACUCCAGGUUCGUGCCAGAGAAGGUACUCUUCAGCUUUGCAGCAUCUUUGAGGUCAUUCAACGACAAAACAACUCGAGACGGAAGUUUUCAGUGACCGGUGAAGAAGCCGCCUCCGUCUCUCCAAAUGUUUCCUUAAGCUGACGUCUUAUUUUUCACUCACCUGUCAUGCACUGUUCACCAUCCGCUCAGUUCCUCUCGGAGAAAACAGAUUUGAUAGAGCAUCACACCGUGUGCAUGCAGCACCUCUGGCAUCCAACACAGAUCAAAUAUGCUUCAGAGACAAACCUCUAUGGUACUUUAACGAUGCACACUCUUCUGGUUUGUUUGUGAAGUUGAACAAGCUUUGUGAGAUCAGGACGGUUCGUCGGCGACGCUUGAUUUCAGCAUCUGACGUGUUUACACACAUUCUCAGUUUACAGUGUUUCUUCUCGCUGAAAUGCGCAUCGUGCUGCGCUGCCUGUUUUUUUACGCAAUAAGGAUGGUGCGGAUGCGUCGUCUGAUUUGUACAGUCUCAGCUAUUGGAUUUGCUACUCCUGUCGUUGUACAUAGUUAGUGAGAUUGAUACUGCUUGUCAAGGGAAAAUAUAUUUAUAUGCUAGAUGUGCAUUUUCAUUCCUUGUUAGCUCAUGCUCUUUGGACGGGACAUUUUGUAUAGAAUGCAAA
Sinocyclocheilus rhinocerous is the source of this 5518-nucleotide messenger RNA. It is a transcript of the gene rapgef6, whose product is annotated as Rap guanine nucleotide exchange factor (GEF) 6. The coding region runs from base 251 to 4819 and encodes 1522 amino acids. Gene Ontology annotation, biological process: small GTPase-mediated signal transduction. The record is from RefSeq and is a predicted model, not a curated record. The transcript has 30 exons. Gene Ontology annotation, molecular function: protein binding; guanyl-nucleotide exchange factor activity. Lineage: Eukaryota; Metazoa; Chordata; Actinopteri; Cypriniformes; Cyprinidae.